CAUAGGUGCAAUAAGCAAAUACAAUCUGCUGUCGGUCCCCGGUAUCGCAAUGAGCGAGACUCAAGAGACUGAACAUGUCCAUGCUGUAGGAUCACGCUGUCCAUGCCGUCCUCUUCAACGUAGAUCGCACAAGAAGUCUCGAAAUGGCUGCCAAAAUUGCAAGCGGCGAAAGAUCAAGGUCAGUCCGAGUUGCUUUCCUGACCCCUAUUACCAUUGUCGCGUCCCUUAACAAGACCUCAUGCCAUAGUGUGAUGAGAACAAACCUGCCUGCAAAAAAUGCUCUCAUCUCUCGUUGCCCUGCAGCUUUGAUUCUGCGACCAAUGCAGGAACAAAAACAAUGGUCGUUCCUACUGGCCCACGCCAACGAGGCCGGCCCCUUACGUGGACACCGGAUUUAGAUACUUCCACCGGAGCUUUAGCACUAGUUCCCAUCGACCCCAAGCUCUCAUCGCCCGAGACGCCGAGCCAGCAAAGCUUGCCAUUAAAUGUUGACGACCUUCGACUUUAUCAUCACUACAUUACUGUGGCCUCACUCACCUUUGGAGAUGAUGUUAUGUGGCGUGAUAAAAUCCCACGCCUCGCUUUCGACAAUCAUUUCAUCCUUCACCUGAUGCUCGCUCUUUCUGCGCUCCAUCUAGCGCGGCUUCAAACCAUGGAAGCAACCAAGUAUGAGCAAUUGGCCGAGCAACAUCACUCCAUAGCUCUGUCUCAUGUCACCAACUUGCUUCCUCAAAUCAAACGAGAAAAUUGCUCAGCAUUGUACGUUGCCACUGUGCUUAUUUGUAACUACGCCUUCGCAAAGCCACCUCAGAAAGGCCACCUUCUUGUUCAAGCAGAUGGAACUGAAACCGCUUGGUGGAAUCUCUUUCGCGGCGUUCGCUUCGUCAUCGAGACCAUGGGUUUAUCGGCAAUAUUUUCGGGUCCUAUUGGUCCCUUUCCCCCGGAAACCACGUCAAACAUACCACCGCCCGUGGGUAGAACUGGAUAUAUCGCUUGGGAAAAGCCUCUCGCCGACUUAAGCACAAUGAUUCACAACUCUCAACCCUCUGGGCUUCCAAAUCUACUAGAACUUUAUGAGUCUCUUGUAUGCUGUUUUAGUGAUGUCUUUGGAACUGCCGAGCAGCCUCAAGACGUUACGCAUGGGAGAAUGCAUAUCGUCAUGCGGUGGGUAUGGUUUUUAGAAGAUGACUUUACAAAGCAGGUCGAGAAACUGAAUCCUCAAGUUCUAGUUCUGCUAGCUUACUUCUCUGUACUAGUUCAAACGUUAGAAUGCUUUUGGUAUAUGAGAGGGUGGGGUUAUCGCAUUUUGGAGAGCAUCGCGGAGCAGCUUGACCCAGGCUACGCUGCAUGGAUAAUUUGGCCACAGGAUCAGUUGGAUCUGGGUUGCCCCAAUGAUUUAUCUAGCCUGGACUGAUGUCUGUUUAAUCUUCACGUUUAUCCUACAUGCCAUAGCCAAGGUAUCAGCCUAGUCAUUUCCCUUCUUUAUAUAGACCAACUUGUUUAUCAGUGACAUCGACAGUUGGAUCCCACGCAGCAUUGCGAGGGAGCUGACCGUUGUACUUAUUGAUACCAAGAAUGGCGGGUCAUCUCCAUGCAUUGAGGAUCCCAGCACCAUUGAUUAGCCACUCGCACUCGUGCUCAAAAACGCUGUUGUCAGGUCCUCGGAUAGAGACCACUCAGCAGGUUCGUUCUCUCAAUCCACGUUGCGCCUAACACCCCGUGUUGUGUUUGGAUAUACUUGUUCAAUCCAUAUUUGUUGGUGAAAGUGUAGAAGGAGUUAAAGAUCUUAACUGGGGACGCAUAGUUGGCAGACUAGUGAGAAUUG
Molecule: messenger RNA, 1825 nt
Organism: Fusarium redolens
Lineage: Eukaryota; Fungi; Ascomycota; Sordariomycetes; Hypocreales; Nectriaceae
Exons: 1
Coding region: 338-1414 (358 amino acids)
Biological process (GO): regulation of transcription by RNA polymerase II
Molecular function (GO): DNA-binding transcription factor activity, RNA polymerase II-specific
Source: RefSeq, a predicted model, not a curated record